AUGACAGCUCCUGUUAGUGGUGGUUGUAGUGGUAGGAAAAAGUCUGUUGUUUGGGGUCACUUUGAAAAAGUAAAGAUAGGUGAGGGUGAUACUAGUAAAACUAAGGCUAUCUGUAAUUAUUGUCAAAAAUCUUAUAAUGCUGAUAGUAAGAGUUGUGGUACUAGUAAUUUGUUAGCUCAUGUGCCAAUAUGUCCCAAGAACCCUAAUAGAGAAGAUGUAGUUAGAGAGCAGAAAACAUUAGCUUUUGUACCCAAAAAGGAUGGAGAAGACGGAUUCCACCUUGUGUCAACAUCCUUUUCUGUUAAGGCUUCUAGAAAGGCAUUGGCCAAAAUGGUAAUAAUUGAUGAGUUGCCUUUUAGGUAUGUUGAGGGGUAUGGGUUUAAGAAAUUUGUAAGUACCUUACAACCUAAGCUUAGAUUAAAGGAUAUCUCAUCUCGUCAAACUGUGGCUAGGGAUGUGAUUGGCAUUUAUAAUAGUGAGAGAAAAAAGCUAAGGAAAUCCUUGAAGGGUUGUAUGGUGUGUCUCACUACGGACACAUGGACUUCUAUUCAAAAUUUAAAUUAUAUGUGUCUGACUUGUCACUUUAUUGAUGAUGCUUGGAAAUUGCAUAAGAGAAUUCUAAAUUUUUGUCAAGUUAAAGACCACAAGGGGGAGACUAUAGGUAGAAAGAUUGAGAUGUCGUUGCGUGAGUGGGGUAUUGAUGGGCUAUUCACCUUGACGAUGGAUAAUGCUAGUUCAAAUUUAACAACAAUUAAAUUUUUGCAAAGGGUGACUAAAGAUUGGAAUGGGGCAGUUUUAGGAAAUGAGUAUAUGCACAUGAGGUGUUGUGCCCAUAUCCUAAAUCUCAUUGUGGGGGAGGGUUUAAAAGAGAUAGAUGCAUCUGUUGCUAAGGUGCGUGAAGCUGUGAGGUAUGUGAAGUCCUCACCCAAUAGAAGUCAAACUUUUAGGAGUUUUAUGGAGAGGUUAGGUAUGGAGUCCAAGAGUCUUCUCAGUCUAGAUGUACCUACUAGGUGGAACUCGACCUAUAUCAUGUUAGAAACUGCUGAAAAUUUUGAGAAAGUGUUCCUCCGAAUGGAUUUUGAAGAUGAUGGUUAUUCGUCGUACUUUAGGACCAAGGAAGAUAGUGGUGGUUUGGGGUCUCCAUGUAUGACUGAUUUCCAAAAUUGUAGGGCAUUUGUGACUUUCUUAAGGCUAUUUUAUAAUGCAACAAAGAAAUUUUCUGGUUCAUUGUAUGUUACUUCAAAUGCCUUCUAUGAUGAGAUUUUUGUUAUUCAGGAGAUUGCAGAAGUGAUGGUUGAUAAGGUGAAAGACCUUUUGUUUAAGUUGUAUAAUUUUUACACUUCUAUUCAUUCACCAAAUGUGCAAGAUCAAAGUGGGAGUGAGAGGACAGAAUUAGAAACUGAUGCUAGUGAUCCAUAUGUGAUGGUUCACUCGCGAUAUGAACGUUUUUUGCAAGUUGAGCAAUCUGUAGGUUGUAGUAAUGAGCUUGAGAGGUAUUUGACUGAAAACUGUGAUGGUAGAAAGGAUGCAAAUUUUGAGAUAUUGGAGUGGUGGAGGAACAAUUGUAAUAGUUUCCACUGUUGCAUCUGA
This is a messenger RNA of Quercus lobata, 1590 nucleotides long. RefSeq names its product zinc finger BED domain-containing protein RICESLEEPER 2-like. Gene Ontology annotation, molecular function: DNA binding. NCBI's taxonomy places the organism in Eukaryota, Viridiplantae, Streptophyta, Magnoliopsida, Fagales, Fagaceae. Bases 1 to 1590 code for a protein of 529 amino acids. The transcript is spliced from 3 exons. The record is from RefSeq and is a predicted model, not a curated record.